Molecule: messenger RNA, 3367 nt
Organism: Myxozyma melibiosi
Lineage: Eukaryota; Fungi; Ascomycota; Lipomycetes; Lipomycetales; Lipomycetaceae
Product: P-loop containing nucleoside triphosphate hydrolase protein
Exons: 4
Coding region: 87-3338 (1083 amino acids)
Biological process (GO): protein import into peroxisome matrix
Cellular component (GO): peroxisomal membrane; cytosol; peroxisome
Molecular function (GO): ATP hydrolysis activity; ATP binding
Source: RefSeq, a predicted model, not a curated record
CUCUUCACUUUCCAUGUUUUCUUCUUGACUUUUGUUUUAUACAACAAAACAGCAUUAUAACGAUAAUAAAGAGAUAAGAAGAGAGAAUGGCGUCGCAUUCUGCUUCUGUGGCCUUCGCGCCUCUGCUCUCGUCUCUCGCAAACCUGCCUCCAUCGCUCACCUCGAUGCUCAACAGCUCUCACAUCACCGUUCAGGACGUCGUCCUCGAGCUCAACUUCAAGUCCAGCAAACGCACCCUCUCCGCCUUCUGCGGCUGGACCGGCUUCUCCUCCCUCACCCACGACCGCUCUCAGACCGACUUCAUCGAACUUGAUCCCGCAUUUGCCAAAUCCAUCGGCCUCUCAGAAUCCACCCGCGUCCGUAUCACCGUCCAUGUCAGUCCUCCCGAAGCCCACGUCGUGCACCUAGAGCCCGCUUCUUCCGACGACUGGGCUGCCGUCGAACUCCACUCCGGCAUGCUCGAGACAACAAUCCUCUCACAGAUCAGAGCCAUUUCUCCUUCACAGCCCGUCAUCCUGCACGUCACUCAGACAAUGAACGCAACUCUGAAUGUCACGUCUAUCGAACCACCGCUAAGCAAGCAGCUUCUCUUUGCCAAACUGUCGCCAAACGCAGAGAUCGUCGUCGCGCCUAAGCCGGCUCAAAAGACCGCUCCAAAGACCGCUCCAAAGACACCCGCCUCGGUACAAGGCAAGAAGAGCGUCUCUGGCAGUUCUCGCCGCCCUACCGCCACCUCUGACAGCCACUCUGUCUUUCGCUCAAUCGCACUUCCUCAUCCCUAUUUCGACGACGAAGAAGACGAACUCCAAGACGAAGAUGAUUGCGUUUUCAAAGAGUACAAGUCGCAAGAUGGUAAGCUGGCUCUCUACGUCGAUACAGAGACACUUGCUCCUUCACUACGAACCGCUCAGCACGUGUACAUCUCCCUUGUUCAUGCGCCUCUUUUAUCAGAACAACCACCCGUCCCUGCCUCUCCGCAACCCGCAGACGAAGAAAACAACCAGCCGUCCAUCGCCUCGAAAAUAGUCGUCGAAGUCAUCCACUCUCUCGCAUUCCCUCCUUCUACCGUCGGCAUAUCUAAACGCGCAGCUAUAGCAUUGGGACUCAAAGAUCUCGUCAAACCUCAUAUUCUCAAAGUCGAGUCGGCUGGAAAACCGUUGUCGAGACAACCCAAGAAAAUAUACAUUGUCCCGUUUGCCGAUCCAGCUGCGAAAUCGGAGAUCAAAGUCGGAGGCGACAAAUCAGAUCUGUCUCUAGAGUUCUUGCGAAAACUAGCGCUUCUCGAUGGACCUCUCUCGAAUAGACAACGGUUACCGAAAUCGGAUCCGAUAUUGCCAUUCGGUGGGUAUGUCGAGUUCGAGCUGGCUGACGGCUGGAUUCUCACAUCACAGUCCUCAUCUUCCGUCUUUCAGUUGAGAAAUCCGGUUGCUCCAUUCGAGGGUGCCAUCAUAGAAAGUACAAAUUACCCUGAUCUGCGUGACGUACGUCUCUUUGGGGUCGACAGCUCCAUUCAAACGAUUGAAAAGAGUCUGAGACAUGGUGAAGGAGUGCUACUAGCAGGUGCAAGUGGCUCGGGAAAGAGUGCUAUUGUGGACCGCGUCUGUGCAGGUCUUGAUAGAGAUCUGAUCUACAACUUCCGAGUUCAAUGCUCAGAUUUCACCGAGUCACGAUUGCCCGUCAUAAAAGACCAACUUCUGAAAUGGUUCGCUACAGCAUCUUUCUACGCCCCUGCAGUGAUAAUCUUCGAAGACAUCGGCUCUCUAUUCCCAGAAGAGCUCGAACACGUCGACGCAUCUCGAACAAGGCUUCUCACCGCCCUCUUUACAAAAUACGUUCUCUCCACCGCCCGAGCCCGAAAAGUCACGAUAUUAGCUACCGCAUCGGGGAAAGAUACUGUCCAUAGCGCAAUCACAUCCGGGAACGUCAUCAGCGAGAUUGUAACGCUUAAAGCACCAGACAAAAUGAUCCGGCGACAAAUCCUUAGCGAAAUCCUGCGACGAAACGGCAUUGUUGAAGACAGCGCUGACGGGCAACCACUCGAUGUGUUUGCUGUUGCUGAUAAGGCCGAAGGAUACCUCCCAGGCGACCUCCGCAUUCUCACCGACCGCGCAAAGCAUGAGUCGCUCGUUCGCACCCUCGAAAGUCCUGACUCGUCCGCCGCGCUUACGAACCUCGAUUUCACCGCCGCGCUGUCCGGAUACACCCCUGCUUCUCUUCGAGGCGUGAAUCUCCAGACUCCCUCAACUACAUGGGCCGAGAUAGGCGGUCUCCACGAAACGAAGCGCGUGCUCCUUGAAACUCUAGAGUGGCCCACAAAGUACUCUCCCAUCUUCGAAUCAUGCCCCCUCCGCCUGCGCUCAGGCCUGCUUCUCUACGGCUACCCCGGCUGCGGCAAGACCUUCAUCGCCUCCGCCGUCGCUCGUGAAUGUGGCCUGAACUUCAUCACAAUCAAAGGCCCCGAGAUCCUCAACAAGUACAUCGGCGCCUCUGAGAAAAGCGUCCGCGACCUCUUUGACCGCGCACAAGCCGCCAAGCCCUGCGUGCUUUUCUUUGACGAAUUCGACGCUAUCGCACCUAAGCGCGGCCACGACAGCACAGGCGUCACAGACCGCGUGGUGAACCAAAUGCUAACCCAAAUGGACGGCGCAGAAGGUCUCGACGGCGUCUACGUCCUCGCCGCGACAUCGCGUCCGGAUUUGAUUGAUUCGGCGCUCCUGCGGCCCGGGCGUAUCGACAAGAGCUUGCUCUGCGAUAUGCCAAACUUGGACGACCGCGCAGAUAUCCUGAGAGUCGUGGCUACAAAGAUGAAAAUCGACGAGGAUGAAGUCGAUUUACUAGACAUCGCGGGCGCGACAGAGGGAUACUCUGGCGCGGACCUGCAGGCGCUGGUUUACAACGCUCAUCUGGAGGCCAUCCACGACGUCGUCGACAGUAAGCUUGAAGCAACGAUGUCUGCUACUGAUGCACAUAGUACCCGAAACGGAGAGGUUCGUGAUAUCGAGUACUUUGAUAUUCUGUACGAUGAGACAAGCAACGCCAAGCGUCUCCAACCCCACAACUCACACCUCACAUCCUCUCGCUUACGCUCUAUCCUCAACCCUUCCAGCAAUCCACAAUCCGACACCUCCGAACCGGGAACGAAAAAAUCAAGCACGCCAGAGAUCUUGAUCAAGUACAAACACAUCUCCAAAGCGCUGGAGUCGACGAAGCCUAGUAUCUCGCUCAAGGAGAGAAAUCGUCUGGCGGCUGUCUAUCAUGAGUUUAUCUCGGGAAGAAGUGGUGAUAUGCCUAGCGGAACGGCUAGCACCGAUAUCGGCGGGCGCGCGACGCUCAUGUAAGAUACAGAUAUACGGUAUAUAUUAGAGAU